AUGGCCGCGGAGCCCGUGAAAAUUGAGGUUUUGGGUAUAUCGACGGACAUCGUCGGGGAUGACGAAAAUGGCUUGUCUGUGGUCGACAGCAGUCGAGCGAGCAAAUUGGAAUUGGUAGCUGAGGAUGGCGAGUCCGCCAGGGUAAUUUUGAAGGAUGUAGAAUUCGAAAACUCCGAUGACUCCACUGCCUCCGCUGCCGCCCAAGACGGCGUGGGAGUGGCGGAUGAAGCUGAUGGUGGAGCUGAGCAGAGGGCAGAGGGGGCCAAGUCCGACUCCGAUAGUCCUGCUCUAGAAGAGGAGGAGCAAGAAGAGUGUGGGUUUUGUCUGUUCAUGAAAGGUGGGCCUUGCGGAGAGCGUUUUUCCAUUUGGCAGACUUGUGUAGACGGGGCGGAGAAAAGCGGGGAGGAUAUUGUGGAAAAAUGUGCGCAAACGACCAGUUUGUUGAAGGUAUGCAUGGAGAUGAAUCUCGAGUACUACGGCCCUGUUUUGGAAGCGGAGAGAGCCAUGGAGGAGGUCGCAGCCCAGGAUGAAAAUCAAACAUCAGAUUCCACAGAGAAGCCUGCUGCUACUGGUGGAAGUGACGGGAAGGAGGACGCUCAACCCGAGAGCACGGGGAAAGUAGUAGAAAUUGUCGCCGUCACCGCUGUGGAUGGCGAGGUCACUGAAGUUGUGGACGUUGUCGCCCAAGCCGCAGAUUGA
This is a messenger RNA of Marchantia polymorpha subsp. ruderalis, 699 nucleotides long. The record is from the annotation of a GenBank genome assembly. Lineage: Eukaryota; Viridiplantae; Streptophyta; Marchantiopsida; Marchantiales; Marchantiaceae.